This is a messenger RNA of Mucor velutinosus, 993 nucleotides long. RefSeq lists its product as uncharacterized. The transcript has 4 exons. Gene Ontology annotation, cellular component: cytoplasm. The coding region runs from base 1 to 993 and encodes 330 amino acids. Lineage: Eukaryota; Fungi; Mucoromycota; Mucoromycetes; Mucorales; Mucoraceae. The record is from RefSeq and is a predicted model, not a curated record.
AUGAAUGCGAAUAACUCCAAAAGAAAGACCAUACUACCCUUACACAUAGACACAACAUCGUUUACAGGCGGCCAGACACAAAAUAGCGUGUGGCGAAGACUCAACAAACGACAAUUACCCAUCUUUAUCUUGCUAACGAUCCUGUUCUUCAGUUUAUUUCUAAACAUCAUCCAACACAACAAGCGAAACGCACCCACUUUCCAAGUACUCAGCUCCCACGACGCUUUACCUCCUAUUCCACUGACUGAAUAUCACCACGCUAUCAUCGUAGCAGGACACGCUAUCUACACUGGCCCUGAUGCCAUGGAGCAAUUAACAAACGAUAAAAACUGGAUACUAGAACCGUAUCAACAAGGCGGCCAAGUGAGUACAUUUAUACAGCACAUCCAAAAGGGCAUCGAUGUGUUGAAGCAGGACGAAAAAUCCGUCUUGAUAUUUUCCGGUGGUGAAACAAGACCCAACGCUGGUCCAAGAUCAGAGGCUUUUUCCUACUGGAAUAUCGCUCAAUCAUUAUUACACCAAGACGAUGGUCUAUCAGUCGAUUUGAAAGCAAGCAUCAGCGAGAGAAUGAUCACUGAAGAAUACGCCAAAGAUUCGCAUGAAAAUUUGCUGUAUUCCAUCUGCCGUUUCUCUGAAAUGACAGGCAACUACCCAAGUCAGAUUUCCGUCGUUGGAUUCGAGUUCAAAAGAAAGCGAUUUGAGGAUAUACAUAGAUACUCGAUAGGAUACCCAGUUGAACAAUUUCAUUACAUCGGUAUUGAUCCGACCGAUGAGGAUCCAGCCAGAGCAGAAGGAGAGUUGAACAAUUCGGUCAGACCAUUUGAAAAGGAUUUAUAUGGCUGUCAUGGCACAUUAAAGCAAAAGAAGAUGAAUAGAAACCCAUUCCGUAGAAGACAUCCUUACGCUACCUCAUGCCCCAUCUUGGCUCCACUACUCAACUACUGUCCCUCCAACAAUGCGCUCUACCAUGGUCCUUUACCUUGGGCUUUAUAA